GCUCCGCUCAUCCUGCGGCUGGCGGCGCCGCUCCUGGGGCGGGAAGAGGAGGCGGUAGACGCGGUCGGAGAAGAUGUCGGGCCAAACGCUCACGGAUCGGAUCGCCGCCGCUCAGUACAGCGUGACAGGCUCCGCUGUAGCCAGAGCGGUGUGCAAAGCCACCACUCAUGAAGUGAUGGGCCCCAAGAAGAAGCACCUGGACUAUUUGAUCCAGGCUACCAAUGAGACCAAUGUUAAUAUUCCUCAGAUGGCGGACACGCUCUUUGAGCGGGCAACAAACAGUAGCUGGGUGGUUGUAUUUAAAGCUUUAGUCACUACGCAUCAUCUCAUGGUGCAUGGAAAUGAGAGAUUUAUUCAGUAUUUGGCCUCUAGAAAUACACUAUUCAAUCUCAGCAAUUUUUUGGACAAAAGUGGAUCCCAUGGUUAUGAUAUGUCUACCUUCAUAAGGCGCUAUAGUAGAUAUUUGAAUGAAAAGGCUUUCUCUUACAGACAGAUGGCAUUUGAUUUUGCCAGAGUGAAGAAAGGGGCUGAUGGUGUCAUGAGGACAAUGGCUCCUGAGAAACUACUGAAGAGUAUGCCCAUACUACAGGGACAGAUUGAUGCACUGCUGGAAUUUGACGUACAUCCAAAUGAACUAACAAACGGCGUCAUAAAUGCUGCAUUUAUGCUUCUUUUCAAGGACCUUAUCAAACUUUUUGCCUGCUACAACGAUGGAGUUAUUAACUUACUUGAAAAGUUUUUUGAAAUGAAGAAAGGACAAUGUAAAGAUGCUCUAGAAAUUUACAAACGAUUUCUAACUAGGAUGACACGAGUGUCUGAAUUUCUCAAAGUUGCAGAGCAAGUUGGCAUCGAUAAAGGUGACAUUCCUGACCUCACACAGGCUCCCAGCAGUCUUAUGGAGACCCUUGAACAGCAUCUAAAUACAUUAGAAGGAAAGAAACCUGGAAACAAUGAAGGAUCUGGUGCUCCCUCUCCAUUAAGUAAGUCUUCUCCAGCCACAACUGUUACGUCGCCUAAUUCUACACCAGCUAAAACUAUUGACACAUCCCCUCCAGUUGAUUUGUUUGCAACUGCAUCUGCGGCUGUACCAGUCAGCGCUUCUAAACCAUCUAGUGAUCUCCUGGACCUGCAGCCAGACUUCUCCUCUGCAGGGGCGGCAGCAGCCACGACACCAGCACCACCACCACCUUCAGGAGGCGCCACUGCGUGGGGGGACCUCUUGGGAGAGGAUUCUCUGGCUGCACUUUCCUCUGUUCCCUCCGAAGCACAGAUUUCAGAUCCGUUCGCACCAGAACCUACUCCUCCUGCUACAACUGCUGAAAUUGCAGCUACUUCAGCCUCUGCCUCAACUACUACAGCUGUCACUGCUGUCACUGCUGAAGUGGAUCUCUUUGGAGAUGCCUUUGCAGCUUCUCCCGGGGAGGCCCCUGCAGCAUCCGAAGGGGCCACUGCGCCAGCACCCCCGACCCCUGUAGCCGCGGCGCUUGAUGCGUGUUCAGGAAACGACCCCUUUGCCCCGUCGGAAGGUAGUGCAGAGGCUGCACCCGAGCUGGACCUCUUUGCAAUGAAGCCACCUGAGACCAGUGUUCCUGUAGUUACCCCUACAGCUAGCACAGCCCCUCCGGUUCCCGCCAGCACUCCUUCUCCUGCUCCCGCCGUCGCAGCUGCCGCCGCUGCCACUACCGCUGCCACCACGGCUGCCGCCACCACCACCGCCACCACCUCCGCCGCCGCCACCACCGCUCCUCCUGCUCUAGAUAUCUUUGGUGAUUUAUUUGAGUCUGCUCCCGAAGUCGCCCCCGCGCCUAAGCCAGAUGCUGCUCCUAGCAUAGACCUGUUUGGGACAGAUGCUUUCUCCUCUCCACCACAAGGGGCCUCUCCCGUGCCUGAGAGCUCUCUCACUGCUGACCUCCUAUCCGUGGAUACAUUUGUAGCACCAUCUCCUGCAACCACUGCCUCGCCAGCAAAGAUGGAUUCUUCAGGUGUGAUAGACCUUUUUGGGGAUGCAUUUGGAAGUAGUGCUUCUGAACCCCAACCUGCGUCUCAGGCUGCUUCUAGCUCGUCAGCAUCGGCAGACCUACUAGCUGGAUUUGGGGGUUCUUUCAUGGCCCCUUCUCCAUCACCAGUGACUCCUGCUCAGAGUAACCUGCUACAGCCCAAUUUUGAGGCAGCUUUUGGAACCGCGCCUUCAACUUCUAGCAGCAGCUCCUUUGAUCCAUCAGUGUUUGAUGGUCUAGGUGAUCUUCUGAUGCCAACCAUGGCACCAGCCGGGCAGCCUGCACCCAUCUCAGUGGUACCUCCCAGUUCUGCAAUGGCAGCAAGCAAAGCUCUUGGGAGUGAUCUUGACUCAUCUCUUGCCAGCUUAGUAGGCAAUCUUGGAAUUUCUGGUACCACGUCCAAAAAGGGAGAUCUUCAGUGGAAUGCUGGAGAGAAGAAGUUGACUGGGGGAGCCAACUGGCAGCCAAAAGUAGCCCCUGCCACCUGGUCAGCAGGUGUCUCACCCAGUGCACCCUUGCAAGGAGCUGUACCUCCAACCAGUUCAGUUCCUCCUGUUGCUGGGGCCCCGUCUGUCGGACAACCUGGAGCAGGAUUUGGAAUGCCUCCUGCUGGGACAGGCAUGCCCGUGAUGCCUCAGCAGCCUGUCAUGUUUGCACAGCCCAUGAGGAGGCCACCCUUUGGAGCCGCAGCUGUACCUGGCACACAGCUUUCUCCAAGCCCUACACCUGCCACUCAGAGUCCCAAGAAACCUCCAGCAAAGGACCCAUUAGCGGAUCUUAACAUCAAGGAUUUCUUGUAA
Messenger RNA from Physeter macrocephalus (sperm whale), 2797 nucleotides. It is a transcript of the gene SNAP91, whose product is annotated as synaptosome associated protein 91. Gene Ontology annotation, biological process: synaptic vesicle budding from presynaptic endocytic zone membrane; clathrin-dependent endocytosis; clathrin coat assembly. The transcript is spliced from 29 exons. The record is from RefSeq and is a predicted model, not a curated record. NCBI's taxonomy places the organism in Eukaryota, Metazoa, Chordata, Mammalia, Artiodactyla, Physeteridae. Gene Ontology annotation, molecular function: 1-phosphatidylinositol binding; phosphatidylinositol-4,5-bisphosphate binding; SNARE binding. Gene Ontology annotation, cellular component: clathrin-coated vesicle; clathrin-coated pit; synaptic vesicle. Bases 74 to 2797 code for a protein of 907 amino acids.